Molecule: messenger RNA, 2930 nt
Organism: Strongylocentrotus purpuratus (purple sea urchin)
Lineage: Eukaryota; Metazoa; Echinodermata; Echinoidea; Camarodonta; Strongylocentrotidae
Gene: zer1
Product: protein zer-1 homolog
Exons: 14
Coding region: 227-2740 (837 amino acids)
Cellular component (GO): Cul2-RING ubiquitin ligase complex
Molecular function (GO): protein binding
Source: RefSeq, a predicted model, not a curated record
AGUCCCAAAUAUUUACAUGGCGUCGUUCUCAACUUUGACAUAGGCACAGUACAGCUGACGAUGUGUUUCGCAAGGCGAGGCCAAGGAAAUGGGUCAACGUUUGACUAAUUGUAAUUUUGCAUGACAUUACAUGUCUCUGCUCCGAUAUCCGUGAAUCAAUCCAUAGAUCAUUGCCCACCCACGAGGGGACAUUAAGGAAGGUCAGUGACCCCUGUGGACAUCAGCCAUGGCUCUAGAGGUAGGAGCAGGGGAUCCCAGUCCUCCAACUCUGCAGGAGUUAUUGAUAGAGUACACCCUGAAUAAUCUUAGAACGGUAUGUGUGGUAGACACGAACGGAAAGGUGGUUUCCCUACGCGAGGAUGCGUACCUCCCCAGCAUCAUCAGUGAUAGGAUUAUCAACACGCUUGCAAGGAGAGGUGGCCUGGAUGACAGCAAACUCCAAGCACUUUGCGACAAGAGUAGAGUCCAGUUGAAAAAGAUCAAUCUUAGUAGGACAACCCUUUCGGAUGAAAGCCUUGAGAAGCUGUCCAACCACAAACUCGUUGAGCUAGACAUUUCAGAAUGCGAGAACCUAAGUAAAGACUGCUUGCCGUCCUUGCUGAAGUUCACGUCCCUACAGCUACUGAAUCUCCAUAAGUGCAGAGAAGCCCUGGAGAAAUACGGACUUCCCCUAUUUGACUUUCCUUUGAAGAAUCUGAGGAGUCUGAACAUAGGAUACACAGACUUGAGUGGGGUACAACUUCAUUGUCUUGUCCAAGAGCUUCGGAACCUGACGGUGCUGGAUGUCUCAAGAGUGGUGAAGAAUGGAGAUCUAUCUUUCCUAGAGCCUGUGAGGCAUCAGCUUAGGUCCCUAGUUCUUCAUGAUUGCGUUCUGGUGGAAAGCAGUCUGGAGUAUGUGUCUCACAUCCCACAACUAAGGCAUUUAGAUAUUUCUGUCAACAACGAGGGUUACAAACUACCCCUGACGACAGCCAUGUUGAAGUUCCUUGUGAAAAGCCUCCCCUCACUCCUGUCUCUAGACCUGUCUGGAAACGACAUCAGGAAUCACCAAAGAGUCGACAACCAGGAGGGUGGAGAUGCUGGAAAGCUUGAUAAUGGAAACAACGUAGAGCUUCAGUUGUUAGCGCAGCAAGGAGCGAUGGACGGCGAUGAUUCGUCGUCUUCAUCAUCGGAAGAUGAGAGAGCGGUGGAGCUGGACUCUGACUACGGAGAUGAGGAGGAUGAGGAUGAGGAUGAUGGUGGUGCUAAUGCUGAGGCUAGAAAGGACAACGUGGACCGUUGGCCUGCCCCGGUAGAGAAACCCAUGGAUAUCGACGAUGAUGACGAUGAAAACACGGGGACUAGUGGGAAUAGGAAGGAGGAGGGGGAGGAGGAGGAAGUGGAGGAAACGAUUGUUAGCAGUAUAGAAGGACUUAAAGGAUUGAGACAUAAACUGAAUUUUCUUGGACUGGUUGGAAUGGACGAGUGCGAAGGACAACACGUCCCAGCGAUCAGGGUUGCUGGACUAGCCAAUGAAGACCAGAUCCUCAUCACAGUAGAGAAAUACGUUGAAAGGAGAGGUUUCCUGCUCAAAGGACUCAACGCCUACUUUGAUAUCCUGAGAGUUAUCAAUUGCAGAUCCCCUCUGAGAGCAGUACAGGGUAUAAUAGAAGCGAUGAAGAGGUACCCUAGCGAUAACCAAAUCCAAAUAUCGGGAAGUGCAUCGUUAUUUCACCUGACAAGAGGAAACUACAAGAAGCAACUCACAAAGUCUGGGAGACAAGCGGUAAUCAACUGUCUGCUAGAUGCCAUAGAGGGCGUAUCAGACAGCGUGACUCUCCUGCGCAACUGCGGCCUGACGCUCUUCAACUUCUCCAUCCCCGAAGACUUCCAGUUCCAGUUCGAGCGUGUCGUCAAGAACCUUGUGAAACUUGCACUGACGGAGGACAGAGAGGGCCUCCUUCAACGAGUCUACGUCCACAUGUGCAAUUCCAUCGUGUGUCAUGUCGAAGGCAGACAGAAGCUACAGGUCGGCAAGUUGGGCAUUAUCACAUGCAUGUUGAAGUUAAUCAAGGAUCGUUUGGACCGCAAGAUCUGUGACGAAGUGAUGGAGACAGCUUGGAGUACACUAUGGAAUGUCACAGAUGAGACGGCACACAAUUGUGAACUAUUCUUACAGGGUGACGGAAUGCAACUCUUCCUCAGAUGUAAAGAGACCUUCAGGGAGAGACCAGAGCUACUUCGAAACAUGAUGGGGCUUAUGGGUAAUGUGGCAGAGGUCAAAGAACUAAGAUCUCAACUCGUCCCUCAUGUACCUGUCUUUGCGUCUCUCCUCCAGGAUAGGACUGAUGGCAUCGAGGUGAGUUACAACGCGGCUGGCGCCCUCGCUCACAUGGCUUCAGACGGUGAGGAUGUCUGGAGGGCAAGUACCAGCAGGGGCGAGGUCCUCAACAAGAUGGCCGACGCCAUUGAGUCGUGGGAGCUUGAUGAACAGAGGAACAUCAACUACAGGUCAUUUGAACCGAUACUCAGAUUGCUUCAUACCUACCACACACCUCAUGUUCAACUGUGGGCUACGUGGGCUCUGGCCAACCUAUGUACAGUCUCGAGAGAGAAGUAUUCUCGUCUGUUGGUGAGCGAGGGCGGGCUUCGGAAACUGGAGGAACUCGUCGCGAGACCAGGUACUUGGUCACGUGUCCACUACUUUGCGAAAAUCGCCAUCAGAUUGUCAAAGGACUACAGAGAUGAACCUCCUAUUUGAUGCCAUGUGGGUUAAUGUGAAUGCUGAACCUGUGAAUUGCUGUGCAUUAGUGUUGCUAUUGUUGGCUGCUGGUGGAUAUUAAAGAUAUAGUCGAGUACUGGUCAUGCAAUUGCAUUGUGAAAGAAAAGGUGUGGAAUGGAUCAGAAAAAGUUUAUCAUGUAGCAUGUAAGUAUUGGUGUGUACUGCAAGG